UCAAGUUAUAAUAUUUGGUUCCUUCAAUGACAAAUAAAGAGGCCGAUUCCUUGAUAGAGAGCCUCUUAUCUGAAAUGAUAUGAACGAGGAAGUGUCUUUCACACGGCAAUGGAGAACUCGCAAGCAGCACUUCUGACGCUGGGGCUCCUGCUGUUUCUAAAAGGGUCUUCAACACUGAUAGAAAGAGCUGUCACAUAUCCUGUGAUCGGCAAGGUUGGAGACAAUGUAACGCUGGAGGUGAAAUCCCGUGGAGCUCUAGUUGCAGUGACAUGGACUUUCAGCCGUACAAGGAUCCAUGUGGUGUCAUGGGCCGGAUCAGUCACAGUCACAGGCCCGGGAUAUGAGAACAGAGUCACCCUGAACACAACUACAGGGUCACUGGAGCUCAGAUCUGUGCAGCUCAGCGACGCUGGAGUGUAUACAAUUCAGGGCACUGCCUUUGUAUCGGGAAGUGUAAACGUAUUCAGUGGAAAAGUUACCUUGAACGUUUAUGAGCCAAUAACUAAUGUAAAUGUGAAACCCAGCCUUGCACAGCCAAUAGCAAACCAGACUCUAAACCUGACCUGUGAGGUGCUUGGAUCACAGAUUGUUUCCUCAAGGCUCUGGCUGAAGGACGGUCAGCCCUUGUCCACUAGUGACAGAAUAACAUUGUCUGUGGACAACAUUGUAGUCUCCUUCAACCCAGUGCUGCAGUCUGAUAAAGGAGAAUAUCAGUGUAAAGCUGAGAACCCUGUAAGUGAAGUGGCGAGUGCUGGAUACAGAUUGGAGGUCAAUAGUAAGUAUCCAAAGAUUCUCUCUUCUCUGUGCAUGUGUUGCAUUCAGACUCGUUCAGCCUGCUCCACUGGGGUGUGAGUGUUUAAGGCUCUUCAAUGUUAUCUUGUGUGUAUUGCAGAUGGACCAGAGCAGGUAUCUAUUACAGGACCAGACUCAGCAGUUCUCAAUUCCUACGUGACAUU
This is a messenger RNA of Polyodon spathula (Mississippi paddlefish), 956 nucleotides long. RefSeq names its product carcinoembryonic antigen-related cell adhesion molecule 1-like. The transcript is spliced from 3 exons. The record is from RefSeq and is a predicted model, not a curated record. Bases 109 to 852 code for a protein of 247 amino acids. NCBI's taxonomy places the organism in Eukaryota, Metazoa, Chordata, Actinopteri, Acipenseriformes, Polyodontidae.